AAGAAAUCGCAGCUAAGAUGUCGUAAGAUUUGUGCUGAAAGCUACGACUGGGUAAGACCACUCUUAGCGUUCGUAAAUUGUACUAAACAUGGCCGCCGCACGUGCUUUAGACGAUGGUUAACCAAGAGAGAUGAGACCACUCUUAGCGUUCUUAUUAUGGCGGCCAUAGGAGCGUUAGACGUCGCACGACCGAGAGAAAGGAGGCUGUUUCGACAAAGAAAGGGGUUCAGUGAUCUUAGAGACGCUGAAAUAUUGAGUCGCUAUCGAUUAGAUCGACAAUCCAUUUAUCGGCUUGUCGAUUUGUUAAGGGACGAUCUACAAAAACCGACGAGAAGAUCGAAGUCCAUACCUGUCCUAACGCAGGUGCUUGUGAGUCUAAGGUACUUGGCGAAAGGUGAUUUUCUGUCUGAGGUUGCUGACCUUCAUGGAAUUAGCAGGUUCAUUGACAUUGUGUCGAAAUGGCCUGGGUCUACGCAUGAUGCCUCUGCCUUUGACAGCUGUGGGUUGAAGACCUUUCUGGAAGAACACCACCAAGGGCACUUGCUGGGCGACUCGGGCUAUCCCUUGAAAAAAUAUCUGUUGACGCCAUUACUUAGACCUACAACAGAUGCAGAGUUACGAUACAACUAUGCCCAGUCAAGUGGGCGGAUGGUGGUGGAGAGGGCUUUUGGAGUUCUCAAGAGUAGAUUUAGAUGUCUACAUAAAACUGGAGGAUGCUUAUACAUGCGGCCAGACAAAUGCUGCCAAGUAGUUGCAGCAUGUAUGCGUCUUCACAACUUGUGUGUCGAUCUGCAAGUGCCACUGCCUGAAGAACCUAUUGAGGAGGCUGAUGAUGUUGAUCACGCUGCCCAACAAGUUCAACAUGACCGUCAUGCAUCAGCAUACAGACAGCAAAUUAUUCACUUAUUUAUGUAGCUGCUGUUCAAAGUUCACAUGCUUAUUUGGUCUUUGUCGGCUCAGGUUCUACUAAAAAGUACCCCUGGUACUCAUGUGUAUACUAAUAUGUAGCCCAGAUAUGGAAAAUACGCUUAAAGGCACCCCACCAUAUUCAGGGGUACUUUUUAGUUUGUUUUCUGUACCUGGGGUAUUUUGUAGUAUACUUAAGAGUACCCAGGGUACUUUAAAGUAGUACCUGAGCCGACAAUCACCAAUCAACCUCACAUGUAC
Dreissena polymorpha is the source of this 1167-nucleotide messenger RNA. Its product is annotated as putative nuclease HARBI1. NCBI's taxonomy places the organism in Eukaryota, Metazoa, Mollusca, Bivalvia, Myida, Dreissenidae. The record is from RefSeq and is a predicted model, not a curated record. Bases 157 to 915 code for a protein of 252 amino acids. The transcript has 5 exons.